Molecule: messenger RNA, 626 nt
Organism: Drosophila innubila
Lineage: Eukaryota; Metazoa; Arthropoda; Insecta; Diptera; Drosophilidae
Exons: 2
Coding region: 148-477 (109 amino acids)
Source: RefSeq, a predicted model, not a curated record
AAGUAGGCGUACCUCAAAUUGUACGGCUCAUUUUUGAAUUGUAAAUUCAAUAAAGUAAAAUUGUUUCUACUUUAUUAUACUUUGCUUUUUAUUCAAAAUUUGUUGUCAGAUCGACUUAUUUAUAUUUAUAGACAUUGUCUUCUUAAAAUGAAUAUACAACAUGAACUUAAGCGUUGUAAGGCCUGCACCGAUUUAACUGAGCGUCGCUUAGCUGAUCGUCUGACUGCAUUGCGUAUUCAAACUGAACAGAAGUUAAUUGAAUUGGGAGUUCAGGAUACGCUACGUCACAUCGAUGGUAAAUCAUCCAAUACUAGCUAUACGGAAUCGGUAAAACGAUUACGACAGGCAUUGUCAAACUAUGUAAGGCUGGAAGAUGAUACUCAAACUCUACGCGAAGCAGCGCCUGAUAUUUCCCAAAGGAAAAAUAUCAAUUCCAAUGGAAAUCCUUACAUCCGGACUCAAUUGUUCCUAGAUUAGCGUUGAGGUAUCCAAAAAAAAAAAAAAAACAACUCUCAAUGGGAUUGUAAAUCUUACAUAAUGAAGGAAGAAAUCCAUUUUUAAACAGGUUCAUCAUUAUGUCUGAAUAACAUUUUAAAGAAUUAUAUAAUAAAAUAUAAUUAUCUUUA